This is a messenger RNA of Helianthus annuus (common sunflower), 759 nucleotides long. RefSeq lists its product as uncharacterized. The coding region runs from base 1 to 759 and encodes 252 amino acids. Lineage: Eukaryota; Viridiplantae; Streptophyta; Magnoliopsida; Asterales; Asteraceae. The record is from RefSeq and is a predicted model, not a curated record. The transcript has a single exon.
AUGGAAAACAAGUUACACCCGGCCGUCACGGUCUCGAACAUCAAAACUGCUAUACCCGUUACCCUUGAGAUAGAAACCGGCCAUUGGUCUACGUGGUCGGAACUUUUCAAACUACACUACAAAGCCUUGCAAAUAUACGAUCACCUCCUUCCACCCGCUGCUGACACACCCAAGCCUUCAACCGACAAUGACAAAACUACCGGCGACUCUUCUUCUGCCAAAGAAGUCUGGAAGCGUCUUGAUUCCAUAGUCCUCCAAUGGAUUUAUGGAACAAUCUCCCAAGAUCUCGUCCACACAAUUAUCAAGCCCGGUACCACCGCUCAUCAAGCAGGGACUACUCUCGAAAACCUGUUUCAAGACAACAAGAGUGCCCGUGCUCUUCACCUUCGUCAUCGCUUCACCACUACUCGUCUUGAAAAUUUUACUAAUGUCUCUGCCUAUUGCCAGGAGCUGAAAGUUCUGUCCGAUCAGCUUGCGAGUGUCGGCCACCCAGUCGACAAUGAUGCUCUUGUCUUACAACUUAUUGUUGGCCUCACUGAUCAAUACGAAGGAAUUGGCCCGGUCCUUCACGGUCAGGACCCACUGCCAUCGUUCUCUACGGCUCGGUCUAAGCUUUGCAUCGUCGAGUCACACAAGCAGGAGCAAGCCUUACAAGCUGCCAAAACCGCCGGCACUGCCCUCACAACCUCCACUCGAUCAGCCCCCACCACACCAGCCGACUUCUCCUCCUCUUCCGAGCGUGGACCCGGUCGUGGCUGA